Messenger RNA from Cheilinus undulatus (humphead wrasse), 7706 nucleotides. RefSeq names its product FYVE and coiled-coil domain autophagy adaptor 1b (gene fyco1b). Gene Ontology annotation, biological process: plus-end-directed vesicle transport along microtubule; positive regulation of autophagosome maturation. Gene Ontology annotation, cellular component: late endosome; lysosome; autophagosome. The transcript is spliced from 18 exons. The record is from RefSeq and is a predicted model, not a curated record. The coding region runs from base 90 to 4538 and encodes 1482 amino acids. Gene Ontology annotation, molecular function: metal ion binding. Lineage: Eukaryota; Metazoa; Chordata; Actinopteri; Labriformes; Labridae.
UAGCAAGUUUCUGCUGUAUCACCUACAAACUGGGCACUCGGGACCAUUUUAACACCAAUACUUCCUGAGUACACCGCCCACGUCCCACAAUGGCCUCCUCCUCAUCAGUUGGAGAUAAUCAACUGCAGAGGAUAAUCAGAGAUUUACGAGACGCUGUGUUGGAGUUGAGUAGAGAACACAGGGAAUGUGGCGAACCUGUGACUGAUGACAGUGCCAACCUGCACAAAUUCUUCUACAAACUGGAAUACCUACUACAGUUUGAUCAGAAAGAGAAGACAACCUUUCUUGGUCAGAGAAAAGACUACUGGGAUUACUUCUGUGACUGCCUGAUUAAGAUCAAGGGAGCUAACGACGGCAUCCGUUUUGUAAAGUCCAUCCCCGAGCUGAAGACAUCACUCGGAAAAGGAAGGGCCUUCAUCCGCUACUCACUGGUUCACCAGCGUCUUGCGGACACACUGCAGCAGUGUCUCAUUAACCACAAAGUAACAAGUGACUGGUAUUAUGCUAGGAGUCCUUUCCUGAAGUCUCACCUCACCGCUGACAUAAUCAACCAUCUUUAUGAGCUCAACCAGAUCCAAUUUGACGUUGCAGCCCGAGGUUAUGACCUUGAUGCAGACUGGCCAAGCUUUGCAAGGCGAACUUUAGGCUCUGCCUCACCAGCGUUCUUGUGGAAACCUCCAAGUCGCUGCUCCAGUGUCAACAGCCUCGUUAGCAGCUACUCACAUACACAGGCACAGGAGUUCCUCCCAGCCCCUGAGCUGAAUCACAGUCUCCUUGGUGAACUGGGUGAACUGGGCGAACCUUCUCCCUGUAGCAUUGCUGAGAACCUCCGCAUCGAGCUCGACCAGUCCGAGCUCAGACAACAAGAGCUUCUGGCACGUGUGGAGGAAUUAGGCAAAGAGGCUGUUGAGCUGAAGGGAGUCGUCAAAGACCUUAAAGGGCAACUUUUAACUCAACGGUCCUCUGUCCAACCAGUGAGUACGACAGCCCAAAUAACCGAAGAAACGAAUCAUCUGGAGAAAGCCAAUGAUGUUCAAACUAGCAGGGAAACAAUAAACAGGGAACUUCAAGACAGACUCACGGCAGCUGAGAACAAAAACAUGGAGCUUCUAUCCAAGUUGGAUGAAGCUCUGAAAGAAAAGGGACAGCAAGCUGCUAGCUACUGCGACUCAGCCUGGAAAAUCCAGGAUCUCCUAGAUAAACUCAAGACAGCAGAGGAGGAGAAGUUGGAGGCAAAGAGAGAGGCAGAAGACAAGGCCAGACACUCUGAGCGUCUGUCCCAGGAGCUUAAACUCAGGGAGGAGGAGUUGAGGGAAAGUGAGGAGAAGCUGGCUGAAGUUAAAGCCGGAGCUCAUGAUGAGCGGGAAAAGGCCCUCAGACGGCUGGAGGAUCUCCAAGGCGCAGUCGGCAGAAUUCAGGGGGCGUUGACUUUGAAAGAGAAAGAGACGGGGAACUUGAGAGCCCAGCUUCAGGAUCUACAAGCAUCACUAGAGUGCAGAGAGCGGCAGGCCGAGGAGCUGAGGAAAAGACUGCAGGAGGAGAGGGAGGAGGUGGAGCAGAGAUGUAGCAUGAGCAGCUUCCACACUGAAGAACUGGAGAGUCAGAUACUUGAUGUAAGAAUAGCACUAAAGAGCAGAGAAAAAGAGCUAGCUGUUAGCUCAGAGAGAAUCAAACACUUAGAGGAGCAGCUGGAGAAGUUAAACGUUGAAAAGGAAAGUCUGAGCUCUAGACUUUCUGAUAAUGACGAACUCUCCUGUGACCAAACUGAGAACCUUGAGGACUUCAAAACCCAAUGUAGCAGCCUCAAGGAAAUCAAUGCAACACUUCUCUUAACAGUUAAGAAGAGUGAAGAAAGCAUUACAGAGCUGACUGAGAGUAGAGCAGUCUUGUUAGACCAGCUAGCAUGUUUGAGGGCAUCUGAGAAACACUUAAAGGGAAGAGUUGAGGCUGCAAACAUGUGUGUGGAAGAUCGUGAGAUGAAACUUCUGGAUGAAAACCUGCAUUUGGAGGAGAUUGCACAAAAAUUGCUCUCCCAGAAAGACAUAUCUGAUACUCACUUAAAGAAGCUAGAGGAGGAUAAUAAGGAGCUUCUUCAUUUACAGUCUUCAUUGAAGGUACAGUUAGCCACAACUCAACAGGAACUUGACUCAAUCACUGCCAAAGCUGCACAGUUAGACAAAAGCCUCACCAUGUCCCAAAGAAGCCAAGCAGAGCUACUUGAAAAACUGCAGGAAACUGAGGCUAAACUGAGAGAACAGACUGUUAAAUGUGGACUUCUGCAGGCGAGAGCAGAGGAGCUGGAGAGCAGGUCUGGGGAGCUUCACGAUGAAAAAGGAGCUGCAGAGAGUAACGAAAAAACACAAAAACAUCACGAUGAGCAUCAGACAUCUUCACUGGAAGCCCCGCUCAGGCUGGUUAUAGCCGAGGCUCAACUAGAACUCAAUCUGAGGGAGGUGCACAGGCUCCAGGAGGAGGUGGUGGAGCUCAGAGCUCAGGUUUUAGCAGGAACUGAGGAGAGGCUUAAAGUUCAGGCACUACAGGAGGUGACAGAGUCCUCUAGAGAAGAUCUCCGUGUUUUAUCCGAACAACUCAAAGCCCAGGUUGAGGAGCUCAACCGUAAACAUGUGGAUGAGAUUCUGCGAUCACGGGAGCGAGAGGAGGCUAUUAUCCGAGAGCGUGACGGGGAGGCUCAAGCUCGAGCACGACUGGCAACAGAAUUGACGGCUUCUAGAGAUGAGUUCAAUAAGCUGAAGAUGCGUUAUGACACCCUGUGCUUGGAGAACAGCGAAUCCAGAGAGGCGCUGCAUAGAGCCAACACAGAAACAGCUGAACUGGGAGUCCAUGUGUGCAUGCUAACUGCAGAGAAUGAAGAGGCUCGUCUGCGCUGGGAGGGUUUGUCAGCAAGGCUGCAGGAGCUGGAAGACGAGGCUGCUAAGGAGGCAGACAGGCUGAACGCCUGCAUAGAGCAGCUACGGGAGGAGAACCAGCAACUCCUUGAUCAACUUCACAAAGACAAGGGUUUGCUGGAAACAAAGCAGGAGCUGCAGCAAGAGCUGAGCAAGGCCCAACAGGAAGCUGAAGUUGUGCAGAUGACAAGCCAGGAGGAGAUUCAAGAACUCCGCUCCCAACUCAACAACCAAACCAUGAACCAUGGCAGUCUGCUUCAGGAUCUGAAUCGGGAAAUAGAGGACGUGAAAUUCCAGCUGACAACUGAACAAGAUAAAGUGGCUGACCUGGAUAACAAACUCAAAGUGUUGGAGGCUGCGAAUCAGAGAUAUUGCCAACAGAUUGAGGAGAAAAACAUCCAGAUGGCUGAGUCUGAAAAUCUCAUCCAGCAGAAAGACGACGAGAUAAUCCAUCUGAAAGGGAAUUUAUCAAGGUCUGAGGACAGCCUCGCAGCAGCUCAGAUAGCCUGUCAGGAGAUGUGUGAAAAUCUACGGAGAGUCACGCAGGACAAACAGAGCUUUGAUCUGAAGACAGCUGCUGAACUUGAUGAUCUUUACCGCACCAAAAUCAAUCUGGAGGAAAGGCUAGUUGAGCUCAUCAGGGAGAAAGAUGCACUGUGGCAGCGGACAGAUGCGCUGGAGUUUGAGCAGAAACUACGGGAUGAGGAGACGGAGAGGGAUGUUAACUACUGUUUGGGCUGUCACACUCAGUUCAGCUGGUGGCUCCGCAAGUACAGCUGCAGACUGUGUGGGCGUCCCUUCUGCUACUACUGCUGCAGCAACACAGUGAGCACCCAGCAGGGCGGCAGCAGAGAGCGCUGCUGCAGAGACUGUUACAACCAGCACAGCGCAGUGGUAGAGCGCCACCCACAGGAAGAAUUGAGUACCAGCAUACCGGGGACACCUUUCCAUCGUUUGCUGCAGGCUGGGAGGGCUGUGACCAGUGUAUCAGGAACAGAUGAAGGGAAAAAGCAAGACGAUGGUGUGUUUGACAUCAUCACAGAAGAGGAAGUGAGUGGGGUCUAUGACAGUGAACUCUCUUUUGCCACUGCCUGCUCUCCUGGACACGGACAGCAGGGGGCAGCACAGCUAUCCAACAGUGCCAGUGGAGGAGACCUGACAUCAGAAGAAACUGACGACCUCAGCACUACAGUUCAGGAUGCAGAGAUCGGCCUGCUGAAGUCUGGAGAACUCACGCUUUCUGCUCACUUUGGGGUGAAUGACAUCUCAGGGUUUGGAGACAGCUCCCGAGAGCUCUUCAUCAAGUCCAGCUGCUACAGCACCAUCCCCAUCACCAUGAGUGCUCCUGGUCCCACUGUCAGCUGGACGUUCACCUCUGAACCCAAGAGCAUCUCCUUCAGCGUGGUCUACAGGGAGAGUGCAGAGACUCCACUAGAGCAAGCAAAGGUUUUGAUCCCGCUGACUCGCUGCAACUCACACAAAGAGACGAUCCAGGGGGAGCUAAAAGUUAGAAACGCUGGAGAAUACAUUCUCAUCUUUGACAACUCCUUCUCCAGAUUCAUCUCAAAGAAAGUGCUGUAUCAUCUGAGCCUGGACAAGCCUGUGGUCUACGAUGGAACCGACUUCCUCUGAACAAGAACCUGGAGGGUGAACUAUUGGAAAACUGACUCUUGAGUCAUUCAGGGUUUUUAAGCUCAUGAGAGGCAUUUCAAGGCAACUGAGGUCGCGGUCGGCCAGCAGUUAGUAGCCUCAGUGAAAGGUUACAGCAUUUUAAAGAUGUCCAUCUUUGCUGUCUCUUUGAACAUGUACGUUACUCAGCACAUUAAAGCCCAACGGGCUGAAAACAAUGAAGGAAAACCACACUAUAUUACUGAAUGUGAGCAGGCGCUAGCCUUUUAUCAACAUUUGAUGUUGUAGUUUAAAUUUACAUCAAGGGAAUCAAACUCUACUUCUCCUAUUAAUGACUGGAGGUUUGUUGCGCAGAUGAAGUGUGCACAUUAUGUUUGUUUUUUCGUGUGCACAGACAGGUUUCUCAGCAGCUGCUGAUGUUAUUAUUAAAAAUGUUUUACUGCAGAUCAAAGGCUGUUCUUAAGCUUUAGACUGAGAGCAAUUGUUUGAUAACUCUACUGUUUAAUGCUUUAUUUUAGUCUCUUAAAUUAAUACUUCUGUCUUCUAAAUAGGAUUUGUUCUUUAUAUAGAUGAGUAAGAGAUAUGGUUAAAAUCCUUUUAACUGUCUAAUUUAAUCCUCUGACGUCGAAGUUAACUUGGUUUAAUGUUUUAGAGGACUUCUUGUUAGUUGAGAGACCACACAGAGAUGUUUCUGUUUUAAGGCCAUCAGACAUUAGGAAAAAUCCAAGGUUUUUUCAAAUUGUUUGAGAAUAACGGUAAACUUACAGCAGCUCUAACUGAACACACAAGAUAGACUGUUUUCACAUAUCUACAGCAAAGAUAUGCCUCACAUCUAUCUGGACCACUGCCUAUAGUCUGUGUUUGGAAAGUGCAGAACCUUUGAAAAAAAAUCUGGGAGGAUGAUUGGACUACAGUCUGUCUGUCUCAUUCAUUCAGUAGCUGCUGUCAUUGCUAACUAUUAGUGGUGAAACAAAUGCAUGCCAAGAAAAGCUUUUAGUUUGUGUUCUUAUAUUUAAGAAAUGUCCAGUUUGAUUAAAAACUGCCAUUACACUAUACUUACAUCCAAGCUCACCACCUUGUAAAACAACUAAACCACACAUGUGGCUACUGCCUCGUUCUCCUCAAUGAUGCUGAUUGGUCCACUAUGUUCUCAGACCGAAGUUCUUCAAGGUGCAUCUGCCUGCUAGCGGACAUUGAAUCUGGCCAAAUCCAUCAGCUUUGUAAGGUUAGGGUGGCUAAACCUAUCCACAUUUAACAUAGAAACAAAGAACAAAGAAACUCUAAUUCUUUGAUAAAGCCACAUUUUUUGGAAAAAAAAAAACAUUGUAAUUAGAAACUAAGGAGCUGCAGAAAUCCAUAUCUCUUUCCGUAGAGAUAAGGAAAUAUGUUUGUAUGGUACUAACUUCAAAUGCUACAUCAUUGCAGUUAUUUAGAUUUUUCAAUUAUUAACAUUAUUGAACAUUUAAACUGUAAUUCGUAGAAAAUAAUUGUAUUUUGGUAUGUUAUAGCCCUGAUUCAUUUUCAAUAUUGCCAUUAUUCAUAUUCUGCAUCUUGAAAUUCAACAUUACCCACUGAGGCUGAAGACACCAACAGAUAGUCAAUGAAGAGCUAACCUGGUGUAAAUCACGUAAAUCUCUGUCAGCUUUAACAGCAUCUAUUCCAUAUCACGAGAGACAAAAAUAUAUGUAACACUCCAGACAUAUGACUGGAAUCAAAGAAGAAACAAAUGCUGAAAAUAUUUUUAAACUGUAUCUAUUAUGUUGUUUUAGAUGCCUGAACUACCUUUAUAUUUGACUACAGUAAACCUCAUUUAUCUGUGACCUUAACUCAAAGUGUUUUACUCGCUUAAAGUACUGUUAGAAAAAGAAGUUAUGUUACUAACUCUUUAAAUUGGUGUGUUGAUAUAAUGCUGUUGUAGAACUAGUGUUGAUUAGUGGAGAUAACUGUAUCCAAAGCAUGUGCUGCAAUCUGUUUUGAAGUUCAUGCAGAUUUCAAACACAGUACAGUAUGUUAAAGCUUAAUGCCUUUCAGCUGCAAGAUGUGAAAAUGAAAAUAUUUACUGCGAUGCAAACACUAAAAGUGUAAAAGGAGGAAUUAGGAUAUCUCUGUAAGAUUCAGUACCAUGAAACUAUUCACUUUGUCUCUGGGAAACAGCUUUAAUUCUCACAGAUUCCUUGCAGUUGCAGCUGAACAAAAAAAAGAUCUAAUUUUCUAUGCAUGCAAACAUUGCAGAGUGCACAUGUUUCUCAGACAUGAUUCCUUGAGGGUAAAUAAAGGGAGCUCAUAUCAAAAUGUAAGUUUCAGUGCUUUAAAUAUAUAUUUAUUUUUCAUUAAAUUUGCAUUAAACUAAGGGAAGAUAUGAGCUCUGUUUUGUCUUAAGAUUCAUAAAGCCUUUAGAUGAAGAUGUGUUUGUUUUGGAAAAAAACAAACAGCGAUUAAACUAAUGCUUUUAUUUUUAGAGUGUUGUUUUCUAGAUAGAUGUGUUUACUGUUGCUGUGUGAUCUGAUCUAAAGAAGGUCAAGAGUGUCAGACAAAAGGUUUUAGAUUCAGCAUACAGCCCUUAAAUACUCCAAAAAAUCACUUUUAUACUUGAAGUUGUUUUAUAUGGAUGUUUAUUCAAAGGUUUUAAUGUUGUUAUUUGCCUUUAUUCCUCAAUCAGCAGUCAUUUUUGUCAUCAAAAGACUGGCAUAAAAAGUACUGCGAGACUAUUUUGCUAUUCAAGAAUUAACAAUUUCCAUAAUGUCUUCCACUAUUUUAAAACCAUUUUGUAACAUGUAUGUCACUAUAAAAUGGGGAAGAAUAUUGGGAAAACUUUUGUACAUAUCUCAUCAAGAAGGUUGAUUAAUUGCCAAAUAUAUUUGGGGAGACAUAUUUGUCUAUUUUAUUGUUAAAAGGAGUUUCUAUUUAAAGGCAUUGCAACAUGAUUGCUAUUUAAUGCACUUUUCAGGGGGCUUUUUGUCUGUAUCCCAUGAGCCUUUGUGCCAGUUCAUAGAUGUUGGUUUUCUUUUCCUCUGUAUGUAGUGAGUGUGUGAUUGUAGAUGUUACAGAUGGAUCUGUUAGAGUGAUGAUUUAAGUAUUUGACUAAAAUGAUUGUUGACAAGCGUUUGAUUAGAAUAUCAUCUACAUACUUGAGAUUGAUAAUAGAAUGGAUUUAAGUUGUGGAUUAAUAAA